This is a messenger RNA of Phytophthora sojae, 1395 nucleotides long. RefSeq lists its product as hypothetical. The transcript is spliced from 3 exons. The record is from RefSeq and is a predicted model, not a curated record. Bases 1 to 1395 code for a protein of 464 amino acids. Lineage: Eukaryota; Oomycota; Peronosporomycetes; Peronosporales; Peronosporaceae. Gene Ontology annotation, molecular function: protein binding.
AUGAGCGCGUUCGACUCGCCCGAGGGCCAUCGGCGAGUGCACAUCAUCGAUGACCUGCUGGGAGCGGUGCUGGUACUCGCAGCUUUGGGCUUCGCGCUGCUGCUUGAGCUCACUCGACGGCAGAUCUGCGCCGUGUACCAGUUGGCCUUCAUCCUCUGCGCCUUCAGCACCUUCUUCAUCAUCGGGGGCAUCGUGGACCACCAUUUGACCGACGAACAGCUCACGCUCGCGCUCUACGGCUCCUACCUGUCGAGUUCCCUCACGACGUCGUACGUGUACCUGCCCAUUAUGGCGGCUCUGGGAGUGUCGUUCGCUGCGCUGGUGCAGCUGUCGCUCUGUUCGUGCCAGUGCUGCUGUCUCGUGGGGGCUGCGAGUGUGACGCACGGCCACUGCUUCGCUGCGAGAAUACGCGCCAACAUGUCGUUGUACACCACCAGCUUCGUCGCGCUGUCGGGGGCGAUGGGGGCGAGACUCAAUGCCCGACUGCGCGAGUCGGCCAUCAACCCGGAAGGAGGCACUGUGCAUUGGACAAUGCUACGAGCUCCAUUCUUCUUGGCCAUAGCACACAUCGGCAGUCUGCUCUUCGUGACACUCAAGCUGUUCCUGCAACACUUCUUGCUUGAUCGUGUACCCCCAACGACAGUCGAAGACCUCACGCGGCCCCCACAAGCACCCAAGAAGAAGGCCAACCAAACUCGAAAACCCACGACUUCAUCUGCAGCAACAGCGCUGGCAGACGCCAUGGCAGCUCGUGGUGGCCAGCGCCGCGAGCUUCAACUGCAGAGCCCCGGAUCCCCAGAUCGAACGGAACACUCGAACAAUAACGACGGCGACGUGUCUUCGCUAAUCAGCAGCGACAGCGAGAGCGACGACGAGGUGUUGCAGCCAGUGUUCAAAACGGUGGCAGCGGCGGCUGCUGCAGCUGGAGGUCGAGCUGGAAGUCCUCGACGGUCGGUGCACUCUGGGUAUACUUCUAGUCCUCCAGCAUCACCUACAUCUUCAAUCGGAUCCACGCUAUCGACGUCCCCCAUAGCCAGGUCACGCGCGAUGUUGUAUCGGGCUGGCAGCAAUACCAGCGAGUCUGCCUGGAGCGACUACGAAGACACCAUGGAUCGACUGUCUGCACGCGACUACUACAGCGAUCGCCCGUCGACGGCUUCAUCCACCUCCACAGUCUCCUUACACGGCUUACGCCGCCGUGUCAACGCUGCCAACAACUCCAGCAUGACCAUGGACCCAAUGUCUCGCAGAAACUCCCCGUCAAUCACGCAAUUCGCAGACCCAAGAAGGCAUACGCCGUCCGAGUCGCCGUGGAUUCCCUGCGUCGACCCAGCCAGCGGCAGCACGUACUACUACAAUCAAGAAACGGGGGAAAGUCGCUGGGACCUGGUGUAG